Molecule: messenger RNA, 5132 nt
Organism: Drosophila virilis
Lineage: Eukaryota; Metazoa; Arthropoda; Insecta; Diptera; Drosophilidae
Gene: Toll-7
Product: Toll-like receptor 7
Biological process (GO): signal transduction
Cellular component (GO): extracellular matrix
Molecular function (GO): protein binding
Source: RefSeq, a predicted model, not a curated record
GAACCAACAAACAGUUCGAGUGCGAGCGCCGUACGGUACGGACGUGUGGAGCACGCACAAAAUUCAAAUAAAAACACAAUACAAGAGAAAAAGAAUCGCAAAGCGUUUCAAACGAUGAUGAAAAUGAGAGUUGAGAAAUUCUAAAAUGAAAACAUGAAAUGAAUAUAAAAUACAAUGGUGAAGUGCAUAAAAUAAUAAAGCAAAAAUAAAUACAAGUAUUAAAAAAUUCUUGUUCAUAAGUGCUGUGCGUAGAAUCGAAAGGCUAUCAAAAAUUGAAAGAAAAAAAAAAAAACGUAACAAAAAAACCAAAUUAAAAAUGUCAAUUUCAAUCAAAAACUGAGCAGUGAAAACGCGAAAAACGUAACGUGAAAAAUAUACAAACGUGUAAUACCCAGGCAACAGCCCCACCACCCCAACCCCUUCAGAUUCCCAACCCAAAUCCAAGCCAGAACAUGGAGCUGCGGCUACUUCUGCUGCUGCUCCUCCUAAAAGGCAGCUGCCUGUGCGCUCUGGCGCCCAAGGAUUCGGCCAGCAGUGAUAAUAGCGCUGCCAGCCAUGCGAUGCUAGGAGGUGGCGCCGGCGCCGCCAGCGUUAGCCUCUCCAACGAUUAUAGCUCACUGCUGGCCGCCGCCAUGCAGCCGGUGGCCUCGUCUCCGGCACCGGCACACAGCGGGCCAAGUAAUCAAUGCACCUGGACAUAUAACGGCACCAGUUCGGUCUACUGUGCGCUGCGCUUGAUCGAGCGUCAGCCGGGCCUGGAUUUGCAGGGUGCCGAUGGCAGCAGCCAAUUGACCAUCAAAUGCAGCGAUUUGUAUCUAUUUGAAUCGCAGCUGCCGAUGGCUGUGUUUGCCCGCCUGCAAACGCUGGACACGCUGCGUCUGGAGUCCUGCAAGCUGCUGCAGUUGCCCAACAAUGCCUUCGAGGGCUUGAGCACACUGAAAGCCCUGAAGCUGAGCACACGCAAUGCCGAAUGGGGCCCGGCCAAGGCGCUGGAACUCUACCCGGACUCGUUAAAUGGACUGAAGCAGCUGACAGAGCUGGAUUUGAGCGAUAAUAAUUUGCGUGCCCUGCCCGCUGGCUUCCUGUGCCCCGUGGGCAAUUUGCAAACGCUCAACCUGACACGCAAUCGCAUACGCACCGCCGAACAGUUGGGCUUUGCCGACAUGAAUUGCGGCAGCGGAGGCACUGGCAGUGGCAGCGAGCUUCAGCUGCUCGAUGCCAGCCACAAUGAGCUGCGCUCCAUAACGGAAAGUUGGGGCAUCUCGCGGCUGCGUCGCCUACAGCAUUUGAAUUUACAGCAUAAUAAUAUCUCGGAGCUGUCGGGUGAGGCGCUGGCCGGUUUGGCCUCGUUGCGUAUUGUGAAUCUAAGCAACAAUCAUCUGGAGACGCUGCCGGAGGGUCUGUUUGCGGGCAGCAAGGAGCUGCGUGAGAUACACUUGCAGAACAAUGAACUGUAUGAGCUGCCCAAGGGGCUGUUUCAUCGUUUGGAGCAGCUGCUUGUGGUCGAUUUGUCGGGCAAUCAAUUGACCUCGAAUCAUGUCGAUAAUACAACAUUUGCCGGACUCAUACGUCUCAUAGUGCUCAAUUUGGCGCACAAUGCGCUGACACGCAUCGACUAUCGCACUUUUAAGGAAUUGUAUUUUCUGCAAAUACUCAAUUUGCGCAAUAAUUCGAUUGGCCAUAUCGAGGAUAAUGCCUUCUUGCCGCUCUAUAAUCUGCACACGCUCAAUCUCGCCGAGAAUCGCCUGCAUACGCUGGAUGACAAGCUCUUCAAUGGCCUCUAUGUGCUCUCCAAGCUGACGCUGAAUAAUAAUCUUAUUAGUGUGGUGGAGCCAGCUGUCUUUAAGAAUUGUUCGGAUCUCAAGGAGCUCGAUCUGAGCUCCAAUCAGCUGAAUGAGGUGCCGCGCGCUCUACAGGAUUUGGCCAUGUUGCGCACCUUGGAUCUGGGCGAGAAUCAAAUACGCACUUUCGAUAAUCAAAGCUUCAAGAACUUGCAUCAAUUAACCGGUCUGCGUCUGAUCGAUAAUCAAAUAGGGAAUAUAACUGUGGGCAUGUUUGCGGAUUUGCCACGUUUGAGCGUCUUGAAUCUGGCCAAGAAUCGCAUACAGAGCAUCGAGCGCGGCGCAUUUGAUAAGAACUAUGAACUGGAGGCGAUUCGCUUGGAUCGUAAUUUUCUUUCCGACAUAAAUGGCGUGUUUGCCACACUGGUCUCGCUGCUCUGGCUGAAUCUCUCCGAGAAUCACUUGGUCUGGUUUGAUUAUGCAUUUAUACCCUCCAAUCUCAAGUGGCUGGAUAUACAUGGCAAUUAUAUCGAAGCAUUGGGCAAUUACUACAAGCUGCAGGAGGAGAUACGCGUCAAGACCCUCGAUGCCAGUCAUAAUCGCAUUACGGAAAUUGGCCCAAUGUCCAUACCGAAUACCAUUGAGCUGCUGUUCAUAAAUAACAAUCUAAUUGGCAAUGUUUUACCCAAUGCCUUUGUCGACAAAUCCAAUUUGGCACGCGUCGAUCUCUAUGCGAAUCAGCUGAGCAAAUUGCAGCUGCAACAGCUGCGUAUCGCUCCGGUGCUGGCGCCCAAACCUUUGCCGGAAUUCUAUUUGGGCGGCAAUCCCUUUGAGUGCGACUGCACCAUGGACUGGCUGCAGCGCAUCAAUAAUCUGACAACACGCCAGCAUCCGCGUGUCAUGGAUAUGCCAAAUAUUGAGUGCGUCAUGCCGCAUGCUCGCGGUGCUGCAGUGCGUCCGUUAAGCGCGUUGCGUCCACAGGACUUUCUCUGCCGCUACGAAUCGCAUUGCUUUGCGCUGUGCCAUUGCUGUGACUUUGAUGCCUGCGACUGCGAGAUGACCUGCCCGCACAAUUGCACCUGCUAUCACGAUCAGAUUUGGUCCACCAAUGUGGUCGAUUGCGGCAAUCAGUUGACCAUGGAGCUGCCGCGUCGUGUGCCCAUGGACUCGAGCAUUGUCUACUUGGAUGGCAACAAUUUCCCGGUGCUCAAGAAUCACGCCUUCAUUGGACGCAAAAAUCUGAAGGCCUUGUAUGUGAAUGGCAGCCAGGUGGCAGCCAUACAAAAUCGCACUUUCGCUAGUCUGGCCACACUACAGCUGCUGCAGCUAUCCGAUAAUCGCCUGCAGACGCUGCAUGGUUAUGAGUUUGAGCAAUUGUCCGCCCUGAGGGAGCUGUAUUUGCAUAAUAAUCAGCUGGCCAACAUUGAGAAUGGCACGCUGGCGCCGUUGGUCUCCUUGGAGCUGCUGCGUCUCGAUGGCAAUCGCCUGGUCACACUGCCCAUCUGGCAGCUGCAUGCGACACACUUUGGUCAGCGAUUGCGCGCCAUAUCGCUGGGGCGCAAUCAGUGGAGCUGCCGCUGCCAGUUCCUGCAGGCGCUCACCUCCUAUGUGGCAGAGAAUGCGCUGAUUGUCCAGGAUGCACAGGAUAUCUACUGCAUGGCGGCACCGAAUACGGCGGCUGCAGCUUAUGCGGACAGCAGCUCGAUGGGCGCUGGCACACAGAAACGGGAAUUGGAUUUCAAUUCAACUGGUGCGGCCUGCACCGACUACUAUUCGGGUGGCUCUAUGCUGCAGCAUGGCAUACCCGAAUCCUAUAUACCGCUGCUGGCGGCCGCCUUGGCGCUCAUCUUUCUGCUGGUCGUCAUCAUCAUUGUGUUUGUCUUCCGGGAAUCCCUGAGAAUUUGGCUUUUUGCGCAUUACGGGGUGCGCGUGUUCGGGCCACGCUGCGAGGAAUCGGAGAAACUCUACGAUGCCCUGUUGCUGCACUCCGCCAAGGAUUCGGAGUUUGUGUGCCAGCAUCUGGCCAGUGAACUGGAAACGGGUCGGCCGGCGUUGCGCGUCUGUUUGCAGCAUCGGGAUUUGGCACACGAUGCCACACACUAUCAGCUGCUGGAGGCGAGUCGUGUGUCCCGGCGUGUUGUCAUCCUCUUGACACGCAAUUUCCUGCAAACGGAAUGGUCACGCUGUGAGCUGCGCCGAUCCCUGCACGACGCACUGCGCGGUCGCCCACAGAAGCUGGUCAUCAUUGAGGAGCCCGAGGUGGCCUUUGAGGCGGAGAGCGACAUUGAGCUGUUGCCAUAUUUGAAGACCUCGGCGGUGCAUCGCAUCCGGCGCACCGAUCGUCAUUUCUGGGAAAAACUGCGCUAUGCUCUGCCCGUCGACUAUCCCACCUAUAGGGGCAACAACUAUACGCUGGACCAUAAUCACGAGCGCAUCAAGCAGCCGGCCAGUCCGGGUCUGCUCUAUCGCCAGGCACCGCCGCCUGCCUACUGUGGCCCGGCGGAGGCGGCGGCGGCUGCCGUGGCUGCUGCUACUGCUGCCGUGGCUGAGCAAAAUUAUUCCACGGCUACGACGGCCACGCCCAGUCCCAGACCGCAGCGACGCGGUGAACGUGAGGGUGUGGGCGUGGCUGUUGGCGUGGGCGUCAAUCCAGGGGGGCCGCAUCAUUUGCAUGCACAAUAUUAUCAACACCAUGGCAUGCGUCCGCCCUCGGAGCACAUCUACUCCAGCAUCGAUUCGGACUAUUCCACGCUGGACAACGAGCAGCACAUGCUGAUGAUGCCAGCUGCCGGAGCAGCAGCUUCGCUCGAGUCACAGCAGCGGGCACAGACCUGGCGACCACAGCCCAAGCAGCAGCUGCAGACGGCACAUGCGGGCACACUGGGUCCCAGCACAGCGGUCAAGUCCAAUCCUCAACAGCAGCAGCAGCAGCAGCAGCAGCAGCAGCAACAACAGGCGAGUGGCCAACAGCAGGGCCCACAUGUGCAGGCGUAUCUGGUAUGAAGAGAGAGGGACAGCGUAAGGUAAAGCAGGAGACGCAUUAAGUGAAAGAGAAGCAGAUAUAUAUGUUGGAGGAUGCCUGUCCAGCAUUUGGACAGAGUGACAGUGAUUUCUAUAGGGACUGGUUCCUGGUGCAUCAUUUUAAUUACUAAAUUAUGUGCGAGCUAAAAUUAAGAGAAAGGGCGAGAGACAGCAAAGGGUGCAUUAGAAAAGGAGACAGAGACAAAGAAAGAGAGAGUGUGAGUGGGAGUGGGAGAAAGAGAGAGAACAAGUGCGAGUGCGAGUGCAAGGCAGCUAAAGUAAAUUAUAAAUUCUGUCUACAGUCCAAAAUUGCAGUUAUACAAACCCAAA